Messenger RNA from Aphidius gifuensis, 2099 nucleotides. It is a transcript of the gene Grip, whose product is annotated as glutamate receptor-interacting protein 1. The record is from RefSeq and is a predicted model, not a curated record. Gene Ontology annotation, biological process: neurotransmitter receptor transport, endosome to postsynaptic membrane. Gene Ontology annotation, molecular function: protein binding. Bases 65 to 2038 code for a protein of 657 amino acids. The transcript is spliced from 4 exons. Lineage: Eukaryota; Metazoa; Arthropoda; Insecta; Hymenoptera; Braconidae.
AAUAUAAUAAUAAUGCUUAUAAAAAUAAUAGAUUUAAAAAAUUAAAAAUAUUAUAAAUAAAUAAAUGCCAAGAAUGUUUAGCUCUUUGAGAUUGGCGACGAUGCGUUCGCGUGAUAAAAAUCGUGGACGUCCUGGUAGUGUUGCAACAAACAUAAGUACAGAUUCAAAUCGUACUGAUGAAAAUAGUCAAUCAUCAUUAUCAUCAUCAUCACGUUAUGAUAAUAAAUUUAUAUCACUUGAUGACAUUGAUAGUAAUUUUUCAAUACCAUCAUGUGUAUCAUCAAAAGUUGCACAAAUAAGAUUAGAACGUGAAGAUGGUAGUCUUGGUGUAACAUUACGUGGUGGUGUAUCAAGAGCACUUAUUGUAACUGGUGUUAAAAAAGAUGGACCAGCAGCAAAAGAAGGAAGAGUUAGACCUGGUGAUAGAUUACUUGCUGUUGAUGAUACUGAAUUACGUGGUUUAACUUUAUCUGAUGCACAAAGAGCAUUAAGAAAAACUUCUGAUUCACCAAUAGCAUCAUUAACAAUUGAAUAUGAUGUUGCUAAUAUGGAUGAAGCUAGAGCAUCAACAUCUGGACCACUUCUUGUACAACUUGAACGUAGUUUAUCUGGAGAAAUUGGAUUAACUGUACGUGAAACAUCAAGUGGUGUUUAUAUUGAAUCAUUAAGACCAGCAAGUACUGCUGAUCGUUGUGGUGCAUUACAACCUGGUGAUAAAUUAUUAGCUGUUGAUGAUACACAAGUACAAGAUUCAAUAAUUGCAUCAAAAUUAUUACGUAAUAUUUCUGAUAAUUGUCGUAUUGCUAAAUUACAAAUAUUACCAAGACCACCAAGUACAACAUCAAGAAAUUACAAAAGACGUGGACAUUUACAAUCACACAAUGACAACAAUAAUAAUAUUAAUAAUAAUAAUAAUAAUAAUAAUAAUCAAACACUUUAUAUUAAAGAAAAUUUAACAAUAUUAUUGAGACAAGAUCAUCGUGGUUUUGGUUUAUCAUUAAGAUUAUCUGAUGAUGAAAUAAAUUAUGUUGUUGAUUUAUUAGAAGCUGGUGGACCAGCUGAAAGAAGUGGUGUAUUAUUACCUGGUGAUAAAAUAAUUGCAAUUAAUCGUAGAAUAUUAAGAGAUUUACAACCAUCUGAAAUUGGUGCAAUAUUAGAAUCAACACAAAUUGAACUUGUUAUUGAAUAUAAAGUUGGUGGUUCAGUUGUACCAAAUUCAGGUGUAUUUACUGUACGUGUUGCUCGUCCAUUUGGUGGACAACCAGAUCUUGGAUUAACUGUUAAUGAAGAAUUAAUAAUUGCUGAAGUUAGAAGAGGUUCAUUAUCAUAUAGAACUGGUAGUUUAUCACCUGGUGAUCGUUUAAUGGCUAUUGAUGGACAAAAACUUGAUCCUGGUGAUUUACGACAAGCUGCACAAUUAUUACAUAGACCAGGUACAUCAGUUGUUGCAUUAACAAUUAGAAAAUCUGACAAUACAAAUGAUCAAAGAGACAGUAGUAUAAGUGGUAGUGUAUCUGGUGAUACAAUUCAACAAUCAUAUAAUAAUACAGCAUCAAGAUCAGCUCGUGAAAGUCUUCCAAGUGUUGACAGUGCUGUUGAUUCAUGGGGUGAAUUAAAUGAAGCUAAUGGUUUUGGUUCUGAUAUUAUUAAACUUUGGGAUACAGCAUCAAUUGACAGUGGACAACUUGAUUUACCAAUGUCACCAUAUUCUGGUUCACAAGAAAGAAAUGUCAAUGAUAAUAAUCGUCCACAACAAAUUGUACAUAUAUCAUUACACAAAGAUCCAGUUUAUGAGGAUUUUGGAUUUUCAGUUUCUGAUGGAUUGUAUGAACGUGGUGUUUAUAUUAAUCGCUUGAGACCAGGUGGUCCAUGUGAUGGUGUAUUAAAACCAUAUGACAGAAUUAUUCGUGUUAAUGAUACAAGUACUGAGGACUGUGAUUGUUGUCUUGCUGUACCACUCAUUGCUGCUGCUGGUGCUCGGCUUGAUUUAACUGUUGCCCGACCCAUAACAACACAAAAUAUUACUAAAAAUUUAUAAAUAUAUAUUUUUAUUAUCGUCUUUAUAUCAAUUAUUAAAAUUUAACAAAUAAUCAAUUAUU